Messenger RNA from Acomys russatus (golden spiny mouse), 1191 nucleotides. It is a transcript of the gene Slc25a45, whose product is annotated as solute carrier family 25 member 45. The transcript is spliced from 6 exons. NCBI's taxonomy places the organism in Eukaryota, Metazoa, Chordata, Mammalia, Rodentia, Muridae. Gene Ontology annotation, biological process: transmembrane transport. Gene Ontology annotation, cellular component: mitochondrion. Gene Ontology annotation, molecular function: transmembrane transporter activity. The coding region runs from base 159 to 1025 and encodes 288 amino acids. The record is from RefSeq and is a predicted model, not a curated record.
UGCCUGAGGUCUGGGCACCGGGCCACCGCUCACCCUCCAGCGAGGGUUAAACAUUAGUGGGAGGUUAUCGGGUUUGGAAAGGGGGUGGGGAUCUCAUUUGCAACAGUCUUCUCUGCUGGGCCUGCCUGGAGCAGCCGGUUCCCACCCGAGCCCAUACAAUGCCCGUGGAGGAGUUUGUGGCUGGCUGGAUCUCCGGAGCUGUGGGCCUGGUCCUGGGGCACCCAUUUGACACUGUAAAGGUGCGGUUACAGACCCAGAGCACGUACCAGGGCAUUGUGGACUGUGUAGUCAAGACUUAUCGCCAUGAGUCGGUCCUGGGCUUCUUCAAGGGAAUGAGUUUCCCCAUUGCCAGUGUAGCCCUGGUCAACUCUGUCCUCUUCGGAGUGUACAGCAACACGCUGCUGGCACUCACAGCCACCUCCCAUCAGGAACGACGGGCCCAGCCACCCAGCUACACAAACAUCUUCAUAGCAGGUUGUACUGGGGGCCUCCUGCAGGCCUACUUCCUGGCUCCUUUUGACCUCAUCAAAGUCCGUCUACAAAACCAGACAGAGCCAAGGGUGCACUUAGGGAGCUCUGAGUCCCGGUACCGGGGGCCUGUGCACUGUGCAGCCUCCAUCUUGAGAGAAGAGGGACCCUGGGGACUGUUCAGAGGAUCCUGGGCCCUGGUGCUGAGGGACACCCCUACACUGGGAAUGUACUUUGUCACCUAUGAAGGGCUAUGUCGCCAGUACACACCAGAAGGCCAGAAUCCCAGUUCAGCCACAGUACUGGUGGCAGGGGGCUUUGCAGGCAUAGCCUCCUGGAUCACAGCCACACCUUUUGAUGUGAUCAAGUCCCGGAUGCAGAUGGACGGGCUGAAGGGAAGAAAGUACAAGGGGAUGCUGGACUGUAUGGCGAGCAGCUUCCGGCAGGAGGGAAUAGGGGUCUUUUUCAAAGGCAUGACCCUCAACAGUGCCCGUGCCUUUCCUGUUAAUGCCGUCACCUUCCUUAGCUAUGAGUAUCUGCUGCGCUUGUGGAAAUGAGCCUGGCCAGGCAGCACCAGCAACUCCACAGCGGAAUCAUGACUGACAGCAACUUGGCAAAGCACGCUGAAGCACCCAUCUUGCAGGUGCAAAAGCAAGAGGGGCCUUGUAUCGCCCGGAGAGUUAAGGAGCCAGUGUGCAAGAAACCAAUGACUCUGGCCCCAUG